AUGCUUAUCGGUCGAAUUUCUCUUUUUCUAUGGGCGGUUUCUUCGUCCGUCCUCGCGGAGGAUAUUUCAAAUCGUCUCGGUAAGCCGAUCGUAAUAGAUACCGACAUCUUCUCCGACGUCGACGACGUGGGCUCCCUGGCUGUUGCCAAUGUGCUGCAUAACUACGGCCUAGCAGACCUACGGGGAGUCGUUGUGAAUACGCAUUCCAAGUACGGCGCAUUGGCCGUUAGUGUUAUUAAUACGUACUUUGGGAAUGGAGAUGUCCCUAUCGCCGCGAUCCGUCCGUUGACGGACGAGAUGUUCUUCGAUAAGCGGGAAUAUGUUCUAAGCGAAUAUGCCAGCAAGAUAGCUCAUAACUGGCCUCGCUCCCUGAACGACUCAUCCGAAACAUCAACGCCGGUUGAGAUGUAUCGCAGGAUUCUCUCCUCAGCGGAAGAUCACAGCAUAACCCUGAUUUCAAUUGGCUUCUUAACUAACUUCGCUGCACUAAUGAAUAGCUCUGCUGAUGACAUUACGCCUCUUACGGGGGCCUCUCUCGUAUCUUCAAAAGUUAAAGAGUUGGUGGUCAUGGGCGGCCGGUACCCUUCGGGGAUGGAGUUCAACUUUGCCGGUGUCGAUCCCGCAUCCACGUACUACGUCGUAAAUAAUUGGCCGCGCCGCGUGCCCAUUACAUACUCUGGAUUCGAGCUUAGCGACAACAUCUUCUCCGGCGAGGAACUCGCGGAAUACGCGCUGCCAGAUUCGCCCGUACUCGCGGCGUAUCAGUGGUACGUAGGCCGGUGCAGCACCGCUCGCGAGUCGUGGGAUCCUGUUACGACCUUGUACGGGAUAUUAGGGCUCGACGGGUCCCCUGAAUUGGGGAUUGGGAAAUUGUUUGAGUAUGCGAAUGAAGCCGGGUAUAACGAAGUAUCAGCAGACGGCUCGAAUGUGUGGGUUAACAACUCUAGCGUUUCGAACCAGCAUUGGUUGGAGUUGGCGGAUGGAGUAACGAAUGGAACUGUUGCAGGGCUUCUGACUAAAUUAUUCGCUCAUAACCCUUCGGAUAAGAGCUGCUCUGCAUAUGGACGCGUGCCAUUUCAGACUUAA
Molecule: messenger RNA, 1086 nt
Organism: Daldinia childiae
Lineage: Eukaryota; Fungi; Ascomycota; Sordariomycetes; Xylariales; Hypoxylaceae
Exons: 2
Coding region: 1-1086 (361 amino acids)
Molecular function (GO): hydrolase activity, hydrolyzing N-glycosyl compounds
Source: RefSeq, a predicted model, not a curated record